Corylus avellana is the source of this 972-nucleotide messenger RNA. The record is from RefSeq and is a predicted model, not a curated record. Lineage: Eukaryota; Viridiplantae; Streptophyta; Magnoliopsida; Fagales; Betulaceae.
AUGCGUGGGCAAUUGGAAGAGAUCCUGCAUAUUGGCAUGAUGCUGAAAGUUUUAUGCCAGAGAAGUUUGCUGAUAGUUGAAUUGAUAUCAAAGGGACUCACUUUGAAUAUAUCCCUUUUGGGGCAGGGAGGAGGAUGUGCCCAGGAUAAAAGAUCCAAACUUGAGAAAUUGCCCCCGGGGCCAUGGAAGUUACCCCUUAUAGGAAAUUUGCACAACUUGGUAGGUUCACUACCACACCGUGCUCUCAGAGAACUAGCCAAGAAACAUGGACCUCUCAUGCACCUACAAUUGGGUGAAGUUUCUGCAGUUGUGGUGUCAUCCCCCAUGAUGGCCAAAGAGUUCAUGAAGACACAUGACCUUGCCUUUGCGCAAAGGCCACUAUUUCUUUCCCCUAGAAUUUUCACCUAUGGUGGCUCAGAUGUUGCCUUUUCUCCAUAUUGUGAUUACUGGAGGCAAAUGCGAAAAGUCUGCGUCUUGGAACUCCUAAGUGCUAAGAGGGUUCAGUCCUUCUCUUCUCUUAGAGAAGAAGAGGUUGAUAAUCUCAUUGACUCCAUCCACUCAUCUUCAGGAUCUCUAAUCAAUUUUAGUGAACAUAUUUUCACUUUGACAAGUAGCAUUAUAUCUAGAGCAGCAUUCGGUAGCAAAUGCAAAGACCAAGAUGCAUUUCUAUUGUUGGUCAAGGAAAUGAUAUCCUUGGGAGGAGGCUUUGAGUUGGCUGAUUACUUCCCUUCACAAACAUUUGUUCAUGUGAUUAGUGGGAUGAAAGCUAAACUAGAGAAGAUUCAUAGCAAGAUUGACAAGAUCCUGGAGAACAUCAUCGAUGAGCACAGGGAGAACCAGACGAGUGCAUCAGCAGAGCAGGAAGAUCUUGUUGACGUCCUUUUAGGCCUUCAGCAAAGUGGUACAGCACUUGAGUUCCCAAUCACAACCAACAACAUCAAGGCUGUCAUUUUGGUUAGUAUUUCUGCUUGA